AGUAAGGGUAAAAUAGUAAAAUAAAACUUAAAAACACACAAAUCUUUUUCUUCCCCGAUUUCUUCGACUCCCGGUGGUCAUCGUCGCCGAGAAAGCAGCCAAUUUCGGAAAUCUAGAAAUCAAACUCUCGAGAGAAAUGGCUGCGGCAACGACGACGACGAAGAGGAAGGCGGAGGAGCUGGUGGAGAAGGUGAUGAAGGGAAACGAUGCUUCUCAUGACGCCUCGCACGUGUGGAGGGUCCGAGACCUUGCUCUCUCCAUUGCUCGCGAGGAGGGUCUCUCUUCCAACUCUGACUCCAUGGAAAUUGUGGAGCUUGCAGCUCUUCUCCAUGACAUAGGUGAUUACAAGUACAUAAGAGACCCUUCGGAAGCGAAACUCGUUGAGAAUUUCCUAGAUGAGGAGGGUGUACAAGAGACCAAGAAGAUGAAGAUACUAAAGAUCAUCAAUGGAAUGGGUUUCAAAGACGAAUUAUCAGGGCUAGCACUCUGCGAAUCUCUUCCAGAGUUUGGGGUAGUUCAAGAUGCUGAUCGCCUUGAUGCAAUUGGCGCCAUUGGGAUUGCUCGUUGCUUUACAUUUGGUGGAAGCAGGAACAGAGUGCUUCAUGAUCCUGAGGUCAAGCCCCGGACAGAGUUAACCAAAGAGCAGUACAUGAAGAGAGAGGAGCAAACGACUAUUAAUCACUUUCAUGAGAAACUCCUCAAGCUGAAGCAUCUGAUGAAAACCGAUGCGGGUAAAAGGAGGGCAGAGAAAAGACACAAGUUCAUGGAAGAGUUUCUUAAUGAGUUCUAUGAGGAAUGGGAUGGGAGAGCUUGAAUGAGUAAGAAAAUGUGUUUUAACCGGUUACUUAGUCUUACCCGGACCUAAAUGAGUACGCUGUACCAGACCAAACCGACUAGUAUGUGGUUUAUAUUCAAAACAGAUUGAAAAUUCUAUACCGUCCUCGUGGUCAAUUUUUAUAUAUAAAAAUUGCUUUUAGCUAUUUAAUUUUGCUAAUAAUUGCGUUUUUCGUUUGACAAUGCUAAAUUGCUAAUGAUAACGCCAGUCUUUAUUUUUUCUCAUUUUUCCUG
Molecule: messenger RNA, 1068 nt
Organism: Thlaspi arvense
Lineage: Eukaryota; Viridiplantae; Streptophyta; Magnoliopsida; Brassicales; Brassicaceae
Source: the annotation of a GenBank genome assembly